AUGACCCUCUCGUCUUUUCUACUUGGGGCGGAGAAGAGGAUCGUGAUAGACAAGGGGUUAGAUGCGAUUUUCAAUUCGACGACCGGUUCACCAAUGUCUACACGUGCAACAUCUGCAUCCGAACACGGUGCGAGCAGUGGAAAGCGUAAAAUGCCUUCGAACAAUACGGAUGUGAAACCGAAAAGACAUAGGACAGGAAAGGACGAGGAACCAGAACUGUCUUCGAACACGACGAACCCGGUAGUCAAACUCACAGAAGAUUUGUCCAAUCUUGACUCAGAGCGUGCGAGUGAAAGGGAAAGUAGAUCAUCAGCCUCCACACAUCAUGAUGCCGAAGUACCGACACCUCACAUUGCAGCUCUAGCUAAUGGUUCGGGGAGUUACCCCAGCAACUCAGACGAUGAAGGUGACAUGUCCCAGCUAGUUCACGAGUCACUUAUCAAGAAAGUCAAGGGAGUUCAUGGCGUGAAAGCGAAGUAUAUACCCGAGAAUGAAAGCUCUGAACAGAGAGAUGCCAGAACAAUAUUUGUUGGGAAUGUUCCUGUGGAGAUUACAAAGUCCAGGCCGUUUCAGAAGCAAUUCAAAAGGCAUAUACUGUCUCAGGUUCCCGAUGCGCAAAUCGAAUCAGUACGAUUCCGCUCGGUCGCAUUCCAGAACCCCACAUCAAAACUCCCCACUUUGGACAGUGUAUCAUCCAAAAAGCUAGUUCCAAACCCACAUAGUGCGCAUGGUGGGAAAGAGGGGAGACAGCAUGAUCGCGAACGUGCGGCUUCUUGGCGGAGUAGAAAGGCUGGGGACGAAGAAGAACCUGGGUCUGUCAAGUCGUUCCUCACACCGAAAGAGAAGAAGCGCGUCGCUUUCAUUAAACACGAGAUUCAUUCAGGUGUUGAUGCUGUGAACGCGUACGUCGUCUUUGCACAUGCGCCUCCAGCUCCUAGUGCGCGUGCUGCCAAUGUGCCUCCCCCACGACCCAUUAUGGACCCAUACGAAGCGGCGAGUUUGGCGGCGGAGCGAUGUGAUAGAACUGUAUUCAUGGACCGAACAAUUCGAGUGGAUCGAGUCGGAAAAGGUCACGAAGAAGACAGCCACAAUACGGAAGGAUCGCUAAUCGGCGACCCGAAGGCAACGGUAUUUGUGGGCAAUCUAGACUUUGGCAGCAAAGAGGAGGAUUUGAGGGUGUUUUUUGAAGGCUUAGUAAUUGCAGAGCGGGGAUCGCCUACCGCGGUCGCGGAAGCUGAAAGUGAAGAUGAAGACUUGGACGACGAUGAAGAUGAGAGGGUGAUACAUACUUCCAAAGACGAUCAACGCAAUAGGCAACAGACGUGGGUCAAGCGAGUGCGCAUCGUUAGAGACAAGGAUACGCAACUCGGCAAGGGAUUUGCGUAUGUGCAGUUUGUAGAUCAGGAGUGUGUCGACGAGAUACUAGCAUUGGAACAGGACCGACUCAAGUUUGCCAAACGCAAACUGCGAGUACAGCGCUGCAAAUCCGCUCCUGGAGGUGUGAAAGUGACGUCCAAAAAAUCGAGACCUCCUGCCGCCACCGCUGCAAAAUCUUCAGCCUAUAAUCGGCCUCAGAUGUCAUCCGGAGGCCCGACCCAUGGCGCGCCUUUGCCUAAAGGCGACUCAGAGCUCGGAAGGAAGAUCUCUCAUCUACCCAAGGAGGAGCGAAAGAAGGCGAAAGCUGCCGAUGCUGAUCGGGUAGCAAGGCGCCUAGCGAAGAAGAAAGCCAAGCUACUUGCGGAGAAGGGAGUGAAGCCGAGGACGGACAGAGAAAGGGUGAGGAAGCGGCCGGGAGAGAGGAAGGGAAGUGACACCAGGAGCAAGCGCAAAGGGAGAGUGAGGAGCGGUAAGGCGUUGGGAAAGAUGAACAUAAAAAAAUAG
Messenger RNA from Fibroporia radiculosa, 1881 nucleotides. RefSeq lists its product as uncharacterized. The coding region runs from base 1 to 1881 and encodes 626 amino acids. NCBI's taxonomy places the organism in Eukaryota, Fungi, Basidiomycota, Agaricomycetes, Polyporales, Fibroporiaceae. Gene Ontology annotation, molecular function: RNA binding. The record is from RefSeq and is a predicted model, not a curated record. The transcript has 5 exons.